Messenger RNA from Dermacentor silvarum, 992 nucleotides. RefSeq lists its product as uncharacterized. NCBI's taxonomy places the organism in Eukaryota, Metazoa, Arthropoda, Arachnida, Ixodida, Ixodidae. The record is from RefSeq and is a predicted model, not a curated record. The annotation marks the transcript as partial. The transcript is spliced from 4 exons.
CAGAGAGAGUCAAAGGAAGAGAGAAAACACUAUGAAGCACGUUCAGAGCGUACAGAGAAUUCAGAACUUCGUGGAGCAAAGGUGCCUUUCGUGUGACUGAGUGAUUAUCUAGCCAUCCUGAGUUUUACUUCUUUUUUUUUCUUCCUUCAAACACCUUAAUGCGGCUACGCAAAAUUAUUCGAGCAGCCAUAACGGUUGCUUUCGGCAGAGUGGGCGUCACGAGACGCGCGGAAGCUGCGCCCCCGUGUCCCGGUAGUUACGCGUUUCUCACCGACAGCAGGCAGAUCGUUGAGGCGUUCAGCAAGGCCAAUCGGCUGCUUGGACGAGAUGAGAACGCUUUUCUCGAGGACCUGCUGGAGGUCAUCGAUGCGACCGAAGUCGACCUGUUCCAACGGGCCGUCACUUCGACAGGAACGCAAAGCGCGCUGGAAAGAAAGGUCAGGGAUCUCGUCUACGGGACUGCGUCUUGCUACCGAGAGGUUGGUACCCUGGCACACCUAUUCACCCGUAUUCGAAGGAAGGGUGUUUCGCCACUCGAGUACACCGAGUUCAACACGACCAACCAGAGGCGAUUGAUUGUCAUCGCUCAGAUGCAGCAGAUCGCGCAGGAGCUUCACGAUGACAUAGUGACCACCGCGCCGGAUGACCGCGCUGACGUGAAAGCGAUCCGCUCGGCGAAUAAGCUCAACACGCUGCUGAGCGAUGCAUUGUUAACUCUGGCUUUGAAGACUGUGACUGACACAGCUAACGUAAGGGUUCUGGAGCUGUUCUCACGAAGCCUGGAGCGCUUCUCGUCUUCGUACUUCGACGAUAAGGAGAAGGCAGAUGCUGCCGACAGUACACCGAUCAUGCAGCAGUGGUCCCGCUACCAAGUGCGCAACACGGAACCGCUGGCCAACGCGUUCGAGUGCUCGCUGCUCCUGGCAGGGGCCAACUCAGAGGAACUUUCUGCAGCAAGGCAGUGCGGCAACGACCUCGCCCUCGCUAUCCAG